AUGAGACAGGCGGAGAAAACGGACCAGCAGACAGUCUUUCUUCUGAAUCUCCUGCAAGAGCAGCGUCUUGAGAUUGAGGCUCGGGACGAUGUCAUGCGCGAGUCGUCCAAACUCGUCAGCAAGCUGCAGGGCGAGAACGAAUUGCUAAGGAAGCAGCUGCAAGAAAUGGAACAGCGAAACAUUAAGGAGCUUAGCAGCAGUGGUGCCAGGUCGCAGCAGGGGCAGCGGGAUGCACCCAGGCGUAGCAGCUUGGCUGCCCAACCAGCUCGCAGCAAUAGCGGCAAAGACAGCGAGUGCCCCCUACUGCCUGGCUGCGGGCAACCUGGGGUUAGCGAGGACUCCGAGUCGUCGCGUUGCGCCGGUGGUGGAAGCUCGGACGCUCGUGGUGGCCCACGUUCCUCAUGCAGCACCCUCCAGGAGGCUUGGGCACGGCAGUCGGACAACCUUCCAAAGGAGUCAUGGAUCAACAGCGAUACACCAGCAACGCCGUCACGCCCACCACCCCAGCCGCCACUGCAACAGCAUCAGCAUCAGACUUUACUGCCAGCGAAGCUCCGCUACGCCGAAGGGGACCCGAAAACGACGACGUCGCAGCAGCAGCAGCAACAACAACAACCGCAACAAGGACAAACACCUCAGCAGCAUCGAAGUAUGGAAUUUGUACAUCUAGAGGACCGCUGCGCCUAUUUGACGGCGGAGGUUCAGUCAUUGUGCACACAGCUGCAGCACUUGCAGCAGGCGCAACGGCACAUGCAACACCAUCAUCAGCCCCAGCCGCCGCCGCAACAACAACUACAACAACGACACGAACAACAGCCUCACCAGCAGCAGGAGCCAAGAGCCGAGGUGAAGCAACAGGUGGACGCUCGCUGUGCGGCGCUCGCUGGGGAGGUGGCAUCGUUGCGCAGCGCGCUGGAGAUCUCACAGCAGCAGACCGCAGCCGCGCUUGACAAAUACCUCACCUGCAAGAAGGAUCUCGACGUGCUGACCCACAAGUACGAUAGCCUUAUGCUGCAAAAGCUGGAGAUUGAGGAGGAGCGCGAUCGGCUGUUCGAUCCCUCCCUGGACAUGGCGCUGGUGCGCAAGGCGAUGCCUGCUGUGGACGCUUCCAUGGCGGAUCUGGAGGAGCGGCUACGCGAGGUGGUGGACAUGCUCACCAGCAACCGCAUGGAGGCAGAGGACGCGGUGCGGGCGCAUAAUGCGACACGGCGUAAAUGGAUAGCGAAGCUGGAGGGCCUGCAGGCGCAGUUGGCAGAACGGGAUGCACAGCUAGCCAAGGCGGAGACGCAGCUGGUGGCUAUGGCAGCGACGGCUGGAGUGGCGGGGGCGUGCUUUGCGACUGGGAGUGUCAUCGGAAGUGAGGUGGUCAUCGGGGACUGUUGUUCAGCAGGAUGCCGGCAUGCGGACGGUGACGCGCCGCUGGCGGGCUGGUCUCUCGACCCGGCGGAGGCGGAAGGUGUCCGGUGGAAGGCGGCGGCGUGCUGCGGCGGCUUAGGCGGCGGCAGCAGCUGCGGCGGCGACGGUGCGGACUGCGGCGAAGUCGGGCGCCAGCUGCUGGGCCAAUGCCUUAGCCAUGCGGGCACAGGGUCUCAACACAAAAAGCCAACAACUGCGGAGCGUGUCUCUAAAUGGCCUGUGGUGCCAGGUCCCUCGGCCUCAACGGAGCCCACCGCACCCAUAAGCGUCACUCUCAAAGGCGGUGGAGGCUUGGCAAUAAACAUUACUAAAACGCGCAGACCGGCGGACUCAGAGGGCUCUCGGGGCACCAAGGGGUUGCCGCAGCAGCAGCCACUCGCCACGAUUUACGCCCACCACAACGACGGCAAGAAAAAAACUACAAGCUGGCCAAAGAAAGCCAAAAUUGUGACUACUGCGCUGGCACUGCGACAGCCCCGAGAAGACGCGAGCGUUCGUGCAGCCACCCUGGGAGCGGCCGCCGCCAGGGCCGCAGCCGCCAACGGUUCGACUGCAAGCGAAGCUGCUGGCGGCGGCAAUGCAGGAGGGGAUGCCGAAACAGCGGCCGCCGACGCCCCCAGUGGUGCCAACGGUGCCGCCGGCGCCUUGUCUUUCAGUAGGCAGAGCCCUGACACCACGACAGAGCUGCGGGCGGUCAGUUAUUACGCACACUCUUUCAGAGGUUUGAACCCGGCGUACGACGAUGACGGAGAUGAGGAUGAAUUCAAGCCGUCCCAGCGGCCAGGGGCGGCCCGUCCGCCGGAGCGGGCGUGGAUGGAGCCAUCGGGGCCGCCGCCGCUACAGCCGCAAGCGGUAACAGAAGCCCCUGCGGGCGCAGGGGUUGUGGAGCGUCAGCCGGCGACAGCUACAGCAGCAGCGGCGAUGGGGCCAGAGAGCCUGCAACGGCAGACGGAGUGCUGCAACACUCCGGACCAGAAGAGCCUUUCGCGCGUCAGCACUCCCGGUCAGGAUCUGGAUCUCAGGGACAGUGCCGUACAAUGGCAUAAUGAGGUGGAUGACGUAAUGCAGGCGAGGCCUGCAGCAGCAGCGGCGCUAGCGGCGGCGGCGGUCAUUGCGGCAGCAACGGCCGCCGCCGCUGUCGCCGCGCGCACCGCGAAGGGUUCGCCCGCGCCCACUGUGGCGGAGGCGCCGCCGCCGUCGCCGCUGGCACCGCCUGGGCUGUUGGACCUGUCAGAGGCGCUGGCCGAUGGUUUGCAGUCCUCGGAGCGUGACGCCAGAGGCGGCGCGACGUCAGCGGCGGCGGCGACGGAGGCAGCUGAGGCAGCGGACGGAACGCCCAGGAGGCACUCUCCAUUCCCUCUGACGGUCAUGACGACGCCCAAGCACAUGCUCUCCUCCUACGCCGCCAACAUCUCGCCAUCGCCCAGCCGACGCUUGCGGCACAGCAGCACCGGCGUGUACCCUGGGAGGCCGCUCACAGAUACGGGAGAGGUCCAGCAUCACAGGGAGGACAACCAGCACACAGGCCUCAAGGCUACUGCGGUGGCGGCGGCAACGGCGGAUGUCUCUGGCGCGGCGCCCUGGCCCAGACCGUACCGCGCCUCCACCCCUGGCGGAGGGAGUCCCCCUGGUAAUGCCAACCAGCUGCUGCGCCGGGCGACGUUCAAUCGGGUGGUCAAGGGGGCGGGGGCAGCAGCGGCGGCGGAAACCCCGCGUGGACAGCAGCUGGCGCUUGGGGGGAACACCGACGGCGGCGUCGGCGUUUCCGGAAUUUGCAGCGACAGCGGCGUGUACGUCCCGGCGCAUGAGGGCGGAAAGGCGAGACCGUCGGCGCCGGGAGGUGAGGAACGUGUGUCUUCUUCGUCGGUCAGGAAGCGGGAUGGGGAGGUGGCAGCAGACCAGGCGGGCAUGGCGACUAUGGAGGAACUGGAGCUGGCGGAUGCCGAGGCUGAAGCUGAGGCUGCAACUGACCCAAGGGUCAGAGCCAAGCCGGAGCCAAAGAUAGCGGCGAGCAGCGGCGGCGAUGCGGGUGGCGGGCGUGUCAGCGAAAACGACAGCGGCGGCAGCGGCAAGGGCAAAUGGACGCGGUCGAGGGCUGGCCGAACACUGGAUGCGCUGAGGAUGCAGGCGGUGGCGCGGCGGGUGGCGAUGGAGACUUCGAAAGAGGAAGAGAAAGCCCGCCUGGACUACGUCCCCCAGACGUCUCUACGGCGACCUCCACCCACGCCGCCCUCGCCCUCGCGCGCACCCUUGCCGGUCUCGUCAGGGGAGGGCGCCAAUCUCCUCUCCACAGAGAAUGAUGGCUGCGACGAUUUGGAUGCAGAAGCGCUGCCGUACGGCGAUAACCGGGCUGGCGAGGGCACACGCAAACAGCAGCAGCGUGCUGGUGGCCCGUUGGAAGCGCCUCCUGCGAUGCGCAUGGCCGUGUUUGCACCCCGUAAAGUGGUUUCAGAGCGUAUACUUUGGCAAGCCGUCGGCCCUGCCGCCGCCACUCGCGCCGCAGCCGCAGCAGACGCCGACGCUGCCGUACGGUUCUCCAUGCCGGGGUGCACUGAGUCAGUCCCGGCACUCGAACUGCAGCCCCCUCAGGCCCCCCAGGAGCUGCAAAACCUCCAGCACCAGACACCUCAGCCGCCACCAUCGCAGUCACUACCGCUACAGCUCCGGCCGCAGACGCAGCCGCCGUCGUUGUCCAACCAACAGCAGGGAAUGGCAGCAGCGGCGGCGGCGCCAUCGCCUCCGCUGCCACGGCAACAAGCGCACUCGGGGCCCCUGCUAGUGGCCUCGAACAGCAGCGGAAACCUUCAGUCGCGGCUGCGGCCUCCGGACGCCGGUACAUCGACCAGCCAGGGUCCCUCUUUCGGCCGUCAGGCCCGUGAAUACUUUCACCAAGUGUCCUUGAUGCAGCGCCAGAAGCCGAGCAGCCCACUUAGUGGUGCCCCGCGGGGCCCCGUCGAUCCGGCGCGUGGCAGCGGCGGCGGCGGAAGCUCGCUGGCCCCAGACAAUGGCAUUGUACGGCGCUCGACACAGCCCGGGGAUGGCGCCACCGGCGAUCGGACACUGUGGCUGUACCCGCCGCCGUCGACGACGGUGAAGUCAGCGGCCAUGAUGAAGAAGCAGGUCUCCGGCAAGGCGCUGGUCACCGGUGUAAUGCCGAAGCUGGAGCUGGAGGUUCUGCCGCAACAGCUGCAACGGUUUGAAUCGCGGCGUGGCGUCGGCGGCGGUAGUCACCUCAGCGGCAACGCGGGAGGAGGAGGAGGAAGCAAUGCCAUCCCGGGCGGGCAGCAGCGGCCGUCGGCGGAUUCGCGUUGGCAGCUCCUGGCGGCUCAGCUGUCGCCGGCCGCUCCGUCCGGCCUCGCAUGCGAGAGUUCAUGGCCUGUCACCAGCGCAUCAUCCAGGCCGUACGAGUACGACACCCGGAAGGAAAACAGUGAAGGCGGCGGCGGCGGUAGUGAUGGUGCACUCAACGCGGGCCAACUGGCGUCACCUCGCCCCAGCGGCGCCGCACCGCAGUACGCUCCGCUUUCUCCGCAGCCGGUCGCUAAGACCAGCUCGCACCGUCGUUCAGAGACACGCAGGCUGACAGCGGAGCCGCCGCAAGCCACACCAGUCGUACAACCCGUACCGGCCGGCGGCGCCGGCAGUGCUGGUGCCCCCGCGGUGAUAACCUCCCGUUGCUGGUGCCCCCGGGAUAGCUGGUGGCACCUGCAGCAGCAGCAGCAGCAGCAGCCGGAGCAGCAACAGCAGCAACGGAAGCUGCGCCGUUCCUCGGCUGUUGUGACCCGUGGGUCCGUUCUGCGCCUCUCAAUUUGCCUCCCCACCGGCAUGGCGCUGCCGCUGCUAGGACUGAUCGCACUGGCGUUGCUUAUCUGCAUGCCGUUCGGUACUAGUGGCCAGGGUACAACGGACGGCCAGGUCCAGGCGGGGGCAGCAACGAACCCCAGCUCGGGGGUCCCGGACGCCCUGGCCUCCGCCUUCACCGCCCGGACAAACUCAGCAGAUCAGUCCGCCACCAGCCAUUGCCAGGUCAGGCCAGGUCACCGCGCAGCGCCACCUGCCAUCCUGUAUUACAUAGGGUUGGACGGCUUGGCUGAGCUGGGUGCAAGCUACACUCCGAUAUCGGACGACGGAGGCCGCCUGGAUUCGCGGUUGCAAGGGGACCGCAACGGGACAUCGUCAGGGCCUAGGGGCGGAGGCAGUGGCGGAGGCGGCACCAUUAGAGACGGUGAUAAUGGCGGCGGCGCCAGCGCCAGCGGCAGCUCGUCCUGCUUGCCGUACAAAGAUAUGGCAUUGGACCAAAUCGACCGGGCGCUGCGAUCUUCGUUGAAGUGGACAGUGCAACGGGGCGUCGUAGAUUUUGGUUUCCUAGGGGAUGAAGUGCCGAAGAACUGCGAACCGAAUUGCGCCUUCAGCAACCCCAACUCGCCGUACGGUAUGACGCUGCUGCCACUGGCGCCGUCCGAGGACCCGAACAAGGCCUUCGCCAGGACCACCCCCCGCGGAGUGGCAGACGAGCUGCGGGGAAGUUCCUACAUCGCCAGCAGUUUGGCCAACGGCAGUGUGAUCACGGGGUCCGCCCCCAUCUACCAGCUCAUGUCGCAGGAGAUCGUGCUGGUGGCGGGCUGCACCCCUCCCGCGGCGGCAUCCGUGUACUUCUCCGCUACGCCGUACAUACACACCGUGUGGAGCGAGUCGGGGAUGAAGUGGGUCACCGUGUUCGGCUCCAUGGGCGACUCCGCCUCCACGCACCGGCCGGAGCUGCCGCCGCUGCAGCCCAUCCCCAACGCCACCGCCUUGGGGAUCCCGCCGAGAGGGCCCACACCCAGCCGUCUAGCUACAUUCACCCCUCAAACUGCCAUGAGCCAGCUCAUGAUACAAGCUGCUGCUGCUGCUACCGGCCUCGGCACGGGUCGUCUAAACAGAUGGACGCGACUGAACGGCCCCGUGGGUACGGCAAUGGCGCAGUCUGCCACCGCCGCCGCCGCCGCCGCCGAAAGCGGAGUCGCCACCACCGCAGCGGCAGAAACCGGGACCGCUGCCGGCGGCGGCUUUGACCAGUUCUUCGUAGCGGCGAUGACGGCGUCGCCUGCGGCCGCUGCGGCGCUGGCGAACGUGUUGCAGCCCGUGCUGGACGGCUUAUCCGGCGGGCUGCAAGGGCGAGUGCACAUCAACGUGCUGCCGAUCCCUGGGCCGAAGUUCAGCGACGGCAUCGGACUGGACCCCCGCAGCCCCUACUACAUGCUGAUGCUGAGAUCCAUUGUGCCCGCGGGAGCGCUGGCGUCAAGCUUCAGGCCGUACGCCAAGGCCCAGCCGAUGCGGAGCUGGCGGCUGACGCCGGUGACGACGGCGCCGCCACUGCCGGCGGGGCCGCUGGCGGCACCGGCCACCGCCGGCUUCGGCAGCGGUGGCGGCUUGCUCGGCGGCUUCCGUCGCGGCGGCUGGGGGGUGGGUCGUGCCGUCGGCAGCGGAGCCGUGGACGACGGCACGCAACACAUGCCCGAGGCGAUUCUCACCAGUCCGGAUCCGCCGCUCGUCGUCAUCGCAAGCGACCGCUUCGCGCUGCCUAACGUCGUACCACGGCGGGCUGUCGUGGAGACGAUGCCGUCGUCGUCGCGGCAGUCACGGCACCGACAGGAGGAUGCCGUAUUUGCCAUGACCGGCCCCGACGGGUCGGCGGCGGGAGGGCCAGCGAGGGGGAACACGACGGCGGCGGCGGCGGCAACGGCGGAGGCGGCGGCGCUUCAAGCAUCCAACAGUCCGUCGCGCGCAGCGGCGGAGGCUUGGCUGGCCCCCGCGUUCCAGUUCCUGCAGGCCCGAGUGCAAGAGGUGUUCGAAGCUGAAUAUGCGAUGGGCUGGUCUCUGACAACUGGCUCCUGGCUGGGUGCCCUAGACCCCCCCGUCGACUGGGGCCUGCAGUGCCUGGAGCAGGUGAUUGACUAUUGCAACGGCGACAACCGAGAUGUCACCUACCUCUCCAGCUUCCCCUACGUAACACUUCACAGACCUACGUCCUUGGCGCUGGUAGUGGGCCCCAACCACGUCCGCACCGGGCUGUCCGCCUACAUGAAUAUUGCCCUCACCGACCCCGCCCAGAGACUGGGGCUGCAGGCCUUUGACGGAGCUCAGCUGCAAGGCAGCGCAGAGCCGUACCUGAGGGGCACGCCGUACGAGCAGUACUCGCCGUACCUCUUCGUCGCCAUGUUCGCACGGAACUGCUCACGUAUGUCCCACUGCAACGAGAUCCCCGCGGAGGGCCCUCGGAGUGCCCCCCUGGGCCGCAACCUGGUGGCGACCCUCCGAGCCUACAUCAACCCCCUCACUGGUGUGGGUCCCGACCCGGAUGAGCUGCUCAAGUUCGUGACGGUCAAUCUGGUGCGCAAGGCAGACGCCCGGCCUACGGACUACCGGGCGCGGCAGCUGGACCCCAGCUUCUUCGGCCGGGAUGGCUGCACCUCGGCGCUGCUUGGCCAAGUGCUGUGUGUGCAGGGGCCUGACGAGGCAUGCUGCCGGCAGGUGCAGAAAUGGUCCGAUACGGGCUGCUGGUGCCUAGACACGGGCAAAGCGCUGCUGAACUCGUUAGGGCCUGUACAAGGCCGGGCAAUGCUCACGGCUACGUCUCGCUUGUGCCGGGCGACUCGCCCAGCUAUCCGCAUUGCUGAGUGCUGA
Molecule: messenger RNA, 8082 nt
Organism: Volvox carteri f. nagariensis
Lineage: Eukaryota; Viridiplantae; Chlorophyta; Chlorophyceae; Chlamydomonadales; Volvocaceae
Exons: 20
Coding region: 1-8082 (2693 amino acids)
Source: RefSeq, a predicted model, not a curated record